AUGUGCGAAAGAGGGGUGUGGCAGCUGCAGCAGGUGCUUCUGCGAUACAGCGAGACCGGCUACAGCAGCAGCGGCGUGCGUUUCUACCUGAAGCAUUUGCUGCCCAGUUGGGAGCAGCGAAAUCCCCAGGUUGAGGUGGUGUUGCAGCAGGACAAGUACGCGCAGCCUCAGGCGACAUUUGUGUUUAGAUCAGGUGCCCGUUCUGAAACUCCAUUAGCCAACCUGCAGCCGCGGCAGCUGGAAGAGCUGCUACAACUGCACAGAGACAGCUCGGGGCCCAACCACUUCCUCAAACACGGGGGCCCGAAAGUCUGGACGGAAAGACGCUCUAUACAGGGUUUGUGGCGGCCUUCUCUGCCAUCCCAGCUGUUGGCUUUGCGUUGGUUUAGGCGGUCGCGGCCGCCGCUGCGUCUCCCUAAGUACUCCUCUGAGAGCCUUCGGCUGUCUCUACAGGCCAUUCGGGGGGACGGCCGCUGGGGGUCGGAGAGGGAGUUUCCCAAGGGGUGGGAUCAACUCGCACUCAAAUAUGCUCACUACCAGCCCCUCAUGAGAGAACCCGUUGUGCCCAAGCAGCAGCAACAGCAGCCAGAAAAACAGCAGCAGCAGCGGCAGCAGGGAUAG
Messenger RNA from Eimeria acervulina, 621 nucleotides. RefSeq lists its product as hypothetical. Lineage: Eukaryota; Apicomplexa; Conoidasida; Eucoccidiorida; Eimeriidae. Gene Ontology annotation, molecular function: structural constituent of ribosome. Bases 1 to 621 code for a protein of 206 amino acids. Gene Ontology annotation, cellular component: mitochondrial large ribosomal subunit. The transcript has 3 exons. Gene Ontology annotation, biological process: mitochondrial translation. The record is from RefSeq and is a predicted model, not a curated record.